GUGGAUGUGACAAGAGAACAUGGGCACAAAUACGGGGAAGGAUUUGCCGUGGAUCAUUCAUGGGAGUAUAAUGGGUAUAUCAAACACCAACUACAAUUCCAUUCUGCACAUCAACGAUGAUUUUCAAGAGGUCAAGGAUUUUCGCAAGAGUGUCAUAAUAUCAGGUGUACCUGCUGCAACUCAAGUUUCUCAAAUACCGGGAGAGCCGACAUAUUCACUCGAAGAGGACCUACUUAACCAUUCCAUUUAUAAGCCCAUCUCCGAGCUGAAGGAUUCAAUUGAGAAUGGGCUCUUUGUCACUAUUGGCACGGUUAUAUCCAUUGAUCCUAAGAAUGGGUGGUGGUACAAAAGUUGCAAGCAUUGCUUCCAUUCUUUACAAGAAGCCGAGAACUCAUACCACUGUGCUACGUGUGAGACAUACCCAUCGUCUCACACUCCAAGGUUUAGCAUAAACAUGCGAGUUGCUGAUGAGACCGAUACGGCUUCUUUCCUACUGUACGAUAAGGAGGCGUCCAAAUUCCUUGGUAUAUCCGCAUCUGAUCUCAGACUCGCACAACUAACCAGGGGUGGAGUUAACGAGGAAUAUCCAAUAGAGCUUAACUCACUGAUGGGAAAGAAAUUUCUGUUCAAAGUAUCUGUCAAAAUGGAAGAUCUUAAUGCAUUCCAACCAUGUAGGAUAAUUGUUACUAAGCUCUGUGCGGACAACUCUGUUAUCACAAAAUUUACUGCGAAGACUAGCUUUGACGAGCACAAUAUGGGUAUGGAGAACUCUGAACUGCUGAGCAUGAACACUGACUCUGCUGAGACCCCAAAGGGUACAACCUCUCCCUCUGUUGAGACUUUAUCCCAGGGAACAAAUGAUGGAUUCUCAACUCCAAAUGAUAAAAUUAUCACUGGUGGGUGGUCUAAGAAGCUGAUCGACGUGUACCCCGAUUCUGCCCGUGCAUCAUCAUCAUCCAAAUGCAGGAAAGUGACAGAGGGUGCCACUGCAACCAUUGUCGAGAUUCAUGAUGAGUAGUGUCAUUUCUAUGUAAUAAACUAAUCUAGGCCUUAGCGGUUGCACCGACGGACCAGAUUGUGUGUCUAAUAUAUAAUGAUUACCUAAGUUUUGUCGUUGGAUCUUCUGUAUCCAGCUUUGUGGUUUGCCUUAUGCUAUGUCAUU
Arachis duranensis is the source of this 1162-nucleotide messenger RNA. RefSeq lists its product as uncharacterized. Bases 20 to 1018 code for a protein of 332 amino acids. NCBI's taxonomy places the organism in Eukaryota, Viridiplantae, Streptophyta, Magnoliopsida, Fabales, Fabaceae. The transcript has 8 exons. Gene Ontology annotation, biological process: DNA replication; DNA repair; DNA recombination. Gene Ontology annotation, molecular function: DNA binding. The record is from RefSeq and is a predicted model, not a curated record. Gene Ontology annotation, cellular component: nucleus.